Peromyscus eremicus (cactus mouse) is the source of this 1222-nucleotide messenger RNA. RefSeq names its product glutathione S-transferase Mu 2-like. The record is from RefSeq and is a predicted model, not a curated record. Gene Ontology annotation, biological process: glutathione metabolic process. Gene Ontology annotation, molecular function: glutathione transferase activity. NCBI's taxonomy places the organism in Eukaryota, Metazoa, Chordata, Mammalia, Rodentia, Cricetidae. The transcript is spliced from 8 exons. Bases 98 to 754 code for a protein of 218 amino acids.
GGGCGGGACUCACUAUCCGGUCUGCUGCUUCUCUCCUGUGCACCAGGAUACAGUCACAGUUUGCCUAGCUUCGCUGAGGCCAGACAGCACCAGCACCAUGCCCAUGACACUGGGUUACUGGGAUAUCCGUGGGUUGUGUCAGGCCAUCCGUCUGUUCCUGGAGUACACAGACUCAAGCUAUGAGGAGAAGAGAUACACCAUGGGGGACGCUCCCGAUUAUGACCGAAGCCAGUGGCUGAGUGACAAAUUCAAGCUGGGCCUGGACUUUCCCAAUCUGCCCUACUUAAUUGAUGGGUCACACAAGAUCACCCAGAGCAACGCCAUCCUGCGCUACCUUGCCCGCAAGCACAACCUGUGUGGGGAGACGGAAGAGGAGAGGGUUCGUAUGGACAUUUUGGAGAACCAGGCCAUGGAUACCCGCAUGCAGCUUGUGAUGGUCUGCUACAGCCCUGAGUUUGAGAAGCGGAAGCCAGAGUACUUAGAGGGUCUCCCUGAGAAGAUGAAGCUCUACUCUGAGUUCCUGGGCAAGCGACCAUGGUUCGUAGGGGACAAGAUCACCUAUGUGGAUUUCCUCGCUUAUGAUAUUCUUGACCAGCAACGAGUGUUUGAACCCAAGUGCCUGGAUGCCUUCCCAAACCUGAAGGACUUCUUGGCCCGCUUUGAGGCCCUGGAGAAGAUCGCUGCCUACAUGAAGUCCAGCCGCUUCCUCUCAGGCCCCAUAUAUUUGAAGACAGCCCUGUGGGGUAACAAGUAGGACCCCUUAAUACCAGGGCCAGGUGGCGAUCUAUGGCUACGCUUGCUGACCACUGGCCUGGGGCACAUCUGGGUCCCCGCACCUCUGCGUCAGUCUUCCCAUUCCUUCCCUUCAUCCAUUCCCUUCUCUGAAAGGCCUUAGCAACCUCCUUUUCCCACUCAGCCUCUCCCAAGCCAAGCUUUUGUUAACUCCGGCUCCCCAUUCCUUCAGAGUCCCUUCCUCUCCUUCCUUGUCUUUGUGCUGGAUCCAAGUAGCCCUCGGCUUUGCUGAGGGUAAUGAAGGGAUGCACUUGGCUCUGUGGCUCCCCAGCACUGCCAAAGAAACCAGUCCUGCCUAUGUCCAGGUGCCCACCCUCAGUAUGAGGCUGCCCAGCAUUGCCCGAAAGACCAGUCCCCUAGUUUGUAGACCCUAGUCUCCCAAUAUGGGACUGUCCAGCACUAGCUGGUCCUCAGUAAAGUCUGAACCAUG